This is a messenger RNA of Carya illinoinensis, 897 nucleotides long. RefSeq lists its product as uncharacterized. The transcript has 2 exons. NCBI's taxonomy places the organism in Eukaryota, Viridiplantae, Streptophyta, Magnoliopsida, Fagales, Juglandaceae. The record is from RefSeq and is a predicted model, not a curated record. The coding region runs from base 1 to 897 and encodes 298 amino acids.
AUGCAAGAUGUGUUAUCUCGGUUGCUUAAGAAAGCUUUUGAUAAUGGUAAAAUUGGUAGGUUUUCUCAAGCCAGAGGUACUCCCCUUAUUUCCCACCUUAUGUAUGCGGAUGAUAUUAUUAUUUUUGCUAAUGGUGGGAACAAGUCUAUGAGAGGGUUGAUGAAGGUUCUUAAUCUUUAUGAGAAUUGGACAGGUCAAGUCCUUAAUAAGAAUAAAAGUGCUAUUUUGUUUUCUAACAAAAUCUCUAAUACUAGAAAGUCCUCCAUUCUCCGUAUGACUGGUUUUUCAGAAGGUUCUUUUCCCUUUAAAUAUUUGGGUGUUCCUAUUGUGGUGGGUCGUCUGAAGGUUUGUGACUUUAGUGAUCUAAUUGGGAAUUUUAAUAAGAAAAUUGCAGGGUGGAAAAUGAAAAUGUUAUCUAUUGGGGGUCGUGUAAUUCUUUUACAUCAUGUUUUAUCGAGCAUGGCAAUUCAUCUUAUGGCAGUUCUACAUGUUCCUAAUGGUGUUUACAGGGUGCUGAAUAGGAUUAUGAGUUCCUUUUUUUGGGGUGAUGUUGAAGGGAAAGAUUUCUUUAGAGGCAAGUAUGUGCAAGGUAAUUAUUUAUCCCUCUUGAACCCUACUAAAGGAACUAGAUUCUGGAAAGCUAUUGUGCAUUGUAUCCCGGAGGUUUUAAAUAAUUCUAAGUGGCUUGUGAAUGAGGGAAAUGUUUCUUUCUGGUAUGAUAAUUGGGUGGAUGGGGGUCCUAUUGGGGAUCAGUUUCCCGUUAUUGAGAGACCUUUGCUUAGAGUCAAAGAAUGCCGGAUUGAUAAUGGGUGGGAUAUUCCUCUUUUGGAAAGAUUAGUGGGUCAACAUAAAGCCCUUGAGUUGUUUCAGUUCUUGGCCACGAGAAAGGAUGGUUAG